Messenger RNA from Neurospora tetrasperma FGSC 2508, 1476 nucleotides. RefSeq lists its product as uncharacterized. The transcript has 3 exons. Lineage: Eukaryota; Fungi; Ascomycota; Sordariomycetes; Sordariales; Sordariaceae. The record is from RefSeq and is a predicted model, not a curated record. Gene Ontology annotation, cellular component: membrane; Golgi apparatus. Gene Ontology annotation, molecular function: alpha-1,2-mannosyltransferase activity. The coding region runs from base 1 to 1305 and encodes 434 amino acids. Gene Ontology annotation, biological process: protein N-linked glycosylation; cell wall mannoprotein biosynthetic process.
AUGGCCCGCCUACGUCCCUCCCUACGGCUAUUGCCCCCGGGUCUACCGCGCCUUACCCUCAGCCGCCACACGCGAUUCGCGCUCCUCCUCAUCCUGACAGCUGCCCUCAUCGAAGUCUUCCUUCACACACAACGAUGGGCCGUCCGACAACCCGACCACGAGCUCGACGAGCCCUUUUACACGUCAUGUCAGGAACCCGCCAUUGACCAACCGCGCGAGAAGGCAGCGAUGGUGAUGCUGGUCCGCAACCAGGAGCUGAUGAAGGCGCUCAAGACGGUGCAGAGCAUUGAGAAACACUUCAAUCAGUGGUUUCACUACCCCAUCGUGUUCCUGAACGAUGAGCCGUUCAGCAAGGAGUUCAUUAGCGCAAUGAACGCGACUGUGAGUGGGGAAGCGAGGUUCGAGCUCGUGCCGAAGAAGGAAUGGCUGUUUCCCGAGUGGAUGGAUGUGGCGGAUGCGCAGGCAUCUAUCAAAGCACAGGGGGAGGCGGGGAUUUUGUAUGCUGGGUUGGAAACUUAUCAUCACAUGUGUCGGUUUUACUCUGGCAAAUUCUACACCCUCGAAGCACUCAAAGACUACGCCUGGUACUGGCGGAUCGAGCCAGACGUCGAAUUCUACUGUUCCAUCACCUACGACCCUUUUGUCGAAAUGGCCAAGCACGACAAAGUGUACGGUUUCACCAUCGCUCUGCCAGAGGAGCCGCGGACGUGCCCGAGCCUCUUCCGCAAGAUAGCCGACUACAAGGAGUUGAACAACAUUCCGACCACGGAGCUGUGGAAGGCCACGGUAGCUGCUUCGUGGGUACCUUGGCCACUCCGCCCCUUCAUGGGUUGGUUUCGGCACCGCGACCGCUCUGGCGAUGGGUGGAGCUUGUGUCAUUACUGGUCCAACUUUGAGAUUGCCAACCUGGACUUUUUUCGGGGAAAGGACUAUCAGCGGUUGUUUGAGUAUCUUGAUAAGACUGGGGGAUUUUACUACGAGCGGUGGGGUGACGCAGCCGUCCAUUCUCUCGCUUUGCACAUGCUUCUUCCCUCCCACAAAGUUCACCACUUUGAAGACUUUGGUUACCGUCACGACUGGUAUUACCAAUGUCCAGCCAAUGCCCCAAAUGGUCAACUGUUCGAGUCGAAGCUACUUCCUGAUGGUCCAUAUAGCCCAGAACUUGAAGGCGGUAUUGGAUGCCGGUGCGAGUGUGACGGGCGGAGGACUCGGAACUUUCCAGCGUAUUGCACGAAUAAGCUCAAAGAACCUAACACGGUCAAGCGUUUGAGUAUGGUAGAGUCUGUUCGCAGCUGGUUCCCAUGACGUCUCACAGAGAUAAUGAGAAUCUGAAGAUGAAACCUAUUCUGAGAUGGCACAUAGAGAUGGGAAACUGGAGAUGAAUCAGCAUUGGGCCGGUGUUUGGGAAAAUGGUAAAGGAUACUGUGUAGCAUCCACGGAUCACCUCCUCCCAGAAAUGCAAACUAAACGAUUACC